AUGGACCGGAUGACAAGGAGAAGCGGCUGCUGCGGCCUGGUGGAGACUCUGCUCAAGUACGGCCCGGAUGACAAAGAGAAGCGGCUGCUGCGGGGCGCACGUGCAUGGGCGCAUGUGUGGUGCGAGUGGUGUGACAGCCUGGUGGGGUCUCUGCUCAAGUACGGCCCAGACGACAAGGAGAAGCGGCUGCUGCGGGAGUUUAAGGGGAAUGUGGAGGAUUUGGGUCCGUGCGAACAGUUGUUCCGCGCAUUGCUGGGGGUGCAGCGGCUGGAGCCAAAGCUCAAGCUGUUCCGCGCAUUGCUGGGGGUGCAGCGGCUGGAGCCAAAGCUCAAGGUGCUGCAGUACCGGAUAUUCCUGGCAGAGCGGGUGAGUGGAGUGGAGGCGAGAGAAUCGGUAGGCGUGUGGGUGUUUGUGUGGACAUGGGUUAGGUCGGCUGAACCGGUGCAGCGGCUGGAGCUGAAGCUCAAGGUGCUGCAGUACCGGAUAUUCCUGGCAGAGCGGGCACCAGAGCUUGCGGACACAAUCAAGUUCGUCACCCUGGUCUCACAAAAGGUGGAGUCCACACCAUGCUUGAUCCUCUCUCCUCCCUUCCGUUCCUGCCUUGUCUGUUGUGCUCCCUCUCCCGCCUCCCCCAUCCACCAGGCACCAGAGCUUGCGGACACGAUCAAGUUCGUUACUCUUGUCUCACAAAAGAUACAAGAGUCUCAGAAGCUGCAGCACGUGCUGCUGGUGGUGCGAGAUAUUGGCAACAAACUUAAUGAGGGCACCAAGAAGGGCAAGGUGGUGGGGUUUGCAGCCAACGAUCUGAACAAGGUGGCCAACACCAAGGGCUUCAUGGCGUACCUCAUUAAGGUGGUGGGGUUUGCAGCCAACGAUCUGAACAAGGUGGCCAACACCAAGGGCUUCAUGGCGUACCUCAUUAAGGUGCUGAGCGAGUGCCGCCCCAAGUGGCUCUACUUCUGGAAGGACUUCACAGACGGGUCUCUCCCCUCCUCCCCGUCCCCUCCUUGUAUCAUAUGA
Closterium sp. Naga37s-1 is the source of this 1020-nucleotide messenger RNA. NCBI's taxonomy places the organism in Eukaryota, Viridiplantae, Streptophyta, Zygnematophyceae, Desmidiales, Closteriaceae. The record is from the annotation of a GenBank genome assembly.